This is a messenger RNA of Ruditapes philippinarum (Manila clam), 1688 nucleotides long. Its product is annotated as C-type mannose receptor 2-like. Gene Ontology annotation, cellular component: external side of plasma membrane. Gene Ontology annotation, biological process: biological process involved in interspecies interaction between organisms. Gene Ontology annotation, molecular function: carbohydrate binding. The transcript is spliced from 12 exons. The record is from RefSeq and is a predicted model, not a curated record. NCBI's taxonomy places the organism in Eukaryota, Metazoa, Mollusca, Bivalvia, Venerida, Veneridae. Bases 157 to 1596 code for a protein of 479 amino acids.
AUAAUCUAAUGAAUAUAAUAUACAUGUAUAGAUAUAACAGGUUAAAAUCUCUCUAAAUACUUGACACCCGUAUACAUCUAUACACAUGUAUAUAUAUUUGCAGUUUCUGCCGACACUGAAGGACCAAAGUGCGACCCGCCAUGGGAAAAACUUCACAUGACGUGUGUUCAGUUGAUGAAAGCGAAGCCAUUUUUAACUUGGCAAAAAGCUCGCGAUUCCUGUAUUAGUAUGAAUGCUGACCUUCUCAGUGUUAACGACAAAGAGGAAAAUGGAAAGUUGAAUCCUUUAGUGAGGGCACAUAUACGUAGUAGGGACUUACUCCAGUGGUGGAUUGGAAUACGUGAAGUUGGACACUCAUGGCUGUGGUUGGAUAAUGACGAGAAAUAUGCAAAAAUACCUGAAUGGGCCGCUGGUUCGGGGCGUUUUCAAAGCACACCAGACAACAAAUGUGGACUUUUUACUUUCAAAGGAACACUGGAAGAAGCGGAAUGCGAACAAGAGAAACCUUACAUAUGUGAAAAAUUUAAUAAAGAUAUACCGGAGCCAAUUGAUUACCAAGAUUCUUAUGAAAAUGAUAAAACGCAGGAUGGAAGUUCAGUUUCUGCCGACACUGAAGGACCAAAGUGCGACCUGCCAUGGGAAAAACUUCACAGGACGUGUGUUCAGUUCAUGAUAGCGAAGCCAUUUUCAACUUGGCAAAAAGCUCGCGAUUCCUGUAUUAGUAUGAAUGCUGACCUUCUCAGUGUUAACGGCAAUGAGGAAAAUGGAAAGUUGAAUCCUUUAGUGAGGGCACAUAUACGUAGUAGGGACUUACUCCAGUGGUGGAUUGGAAUACGUGAAGUUGGACACUCAUGGCUGUGGUUGGAUAAUGACGAGAAAUAUGCAAAAAUACCUGAAUGGGCCGCUGGUUCGGGGCGUUUUCAAAGCAAACCAGGAAAAUGUGGACUUUUUACUUUCAAAGGAACACUGGAAGAAGCGGAAUGCGAACAAGAGAAACCUUACAUAUGUGAACAAUUUAAAGAAAGAAGUCUGGGUGAAACGUGUUAUGAGGUAUCUCAAUGUUUAGCAACACAAAAUGUUCAGUGCACAGGGACUGGUACAAAAACUUGUAACUGCCAGAGUGGUUAUUACACAAUUACUGAUAGCAACCGUUGUCUAAAAAGAAGUCUGGGUGAAACGUGUAAUGAGGUGUCUCAAUGUUCAGCUACACAAAAUGUUCAGUGCACAGGGACUGGUACAAAAACUUGUAACUGCCAGAGUGGUUAUUACACAAUUACUGAUAUCAACCGUUGUCUAAAAAGAAGUCUGGGUGAAACGUGUGAUGAGGUAUCUCAAUGUUCAGCAACACAAAAUGUUCAGUGCACAGGGACUGGUACAAAAACUUGUAACUGCCAGAGUGGUUAUUACACAAUUACUGAUAUCAACCGUUGUCAAAAAAGAAGUCUGGGUGAAACGUGUGAUGAGGUAUCUCAAUGUUCAGCAACACAAAAUGUUCAGUGUACAGGGACUGGUACAAAGACUUGUAACUGCCAGAGUGGUUAUUACACAAUUACUGAUAGCAACCAUUGCCUAAGAAUCAGAGAGACACAUAAAUAAUGUUAAAAAGAAAAAAAAAAAGAAAAAAACCACGCCCCUCAAUUUCAACGUACUUUGCAACCGAUUUUAACCUAUUUGACUACUCUUCAAAG